AUGAAGUUCUUCUCACUCGACCGAGAAGAAAAGGGCUUGCCUCCGCCGGCAAGCAAUAAUAACAAUGUCCCUCGAGGGCCACCUUUUUAUACCCAGUCGAAUCCCACACAACCUGUUCCGGAGCCAGAGUACAACGUGGAUCGUGAUCGUGAACGACUCAAUCGUGUGUAUAACGUACAAUUAAACAGUCUUGUGCCAGCAGACAACAAACUUCUCAUAUUCCGCUCCUUGACUGGCAUUGAUCAUGUGCCCGUCCUCUCCAAGGAUGGGUUCUUCCACCCUCGCAACGUUCCCAACCUUGGUAUCUAUACACGCGUCGUGAAAGCGGAACAGACUGCCGCGUUUCGCUAUCGCUGUUUCAGCAUAUUGAUCAACACCUGUCUGGCUGUGCAGAUUGUUGUUGCCGCCGCAUUGACUGCUAUUGGUGCUGCUCAAGGCCCCCAUGGAGUUAUCACUGCGUUUGGUGCUAUCAACACCAUAAUGGCCGGUAUAUUGACCUAUCUUCGUGGUUCUGGACUGCCUAAUCGCGAGAAGACCAUCGAGAAAGCCUGGGGUCAAGUGCGCGAGUACAUCGAACAGCGCGAACGCGAGUUCUGUCUAGAGGGGUGCAUGCUCAGUGUCGACGAGGAAGUCCGCACCGUUGAACGUAUGUAUGAAGAGGUCCGCAUACAAACGGAAUCUGGCAGCUCUGAAGGUGGAGGUGUUAGAGGCUUUGAAUCAUUGCGCAACAUCAAACACAAAGAAAGUGUACUGCCAAUGGGAGUCGCCAAAGAAAUCUCACAGUCCCAUAUGGAUACGGCCAAGGCUGCUGUUGGGGCACAAUCAGACCGGGUUGAAGGCAGUGUUCGUGAUCGACUUUCUCACUACGGUGAUCAGUAUCGACACACAAGCGAUAAUGUGCGGCAAACGGGAGACAAUUCUCGACACCAAGGGGAAGGCCGCUUCGACCAGCUCAAGGAAGGGCUUCAACAGGUUCGGGAACAUUUCCAGCACACAGGCGACCAGACACGCAGCACAGGCGAGAGUCAAGCCGGAAACAUUCGCGAUGAACUUCGACAUGCUGGGGAUCUUUUCAGACACGCAAGCGACAACUUCCGGAGCACGGGAGAAAAUAUUCGGAAUACAGGCGAAAACCUUCGACACACGGGUGAUGGUCAGAUCCAUCAAGCAAGUGAACAGGCUCGACACGCGGGAGAAGCCCUGCAGAAUCCUGAGAUUCAUGUUUCUAUUCAAGCAGAUGGGAACUCGAAACAAACUCAGACCGAAAAGGAUUUUCAAUAA
This is a messenger RNA of Talaromyces rugulosus, 1281 nucleotides long. RefSeq lists its product as uncharacterized. The coding region runs from base 1 to 1281 and encodes 426 amino acids. The record is from RefSeq and is a predicted model, not a curated record. The transcript has a single exon. Lineage: Eukaryota; Fungi; Ascomycota; Eurotiomycetes; Eurotiales; Trichocomaceae.